AUGCACAACGCCGCUUCGCUAAUUAUUCUGUAUAAAAGCAGACGAAUGAUCAUGGAAUCCAACUUGGACAAACUGAACUCUCAGGUUAUCUCCUCUUGUGUUUAUCUAUUUCAGGGCACUUGCGUUAGCAAGUAUAUUGGAAGAACCGGGAGACGUUUGGCCCCUCGGAUUUCAGCACAUGUCCCGGGAAAUUUAGCGCUCAACGGCUCGAAGAUUCUCUCCAACUCUAUCGGCCGCCACAUAUUGGAUUGCAAAUUCUGCACCGAUCCAAAGCAAGCAUUUCGAGUGUUAAAACAAGCGAAAACUGGGCGGUUGUUACGGUUUGCUGAGGCCAAAGCCAUUCGGCGUCACAAAUCAGACCUCUACAUGCAAUUAGAACUUGUGGCCACUCUCACCCUUUCAUGGUAG
Echinostoma caproni is the source of this 408-nucleotide messenger RNA. Lineage: Eukaryota; Metazoa; Platyhelminthes; Trematoda; Plagiorchiida; Echinostomatidae. The record is from the annotation of a GenBank genome assembly.